UGUUACUUCGGAUGUCAUGUGGCGACAAGCGGCCACAUGGUAUCAUUGUGUUCAUUUAAACGCUUACUCGAAUGUACGGUAAAAAAAUUAAAUUUAAGUUGUAGUAUGCCAAAACGUUUAUACAGUUACCAGGAAUCGAGUAGAAAAAAAUUAAAAUUGAAUAGUAGUAAAUUUAAAAGAUAUAAAAUGGUGACUCCGAAAAAUGUUAAAACUUUACAUUCUCAAAGUAAUUCUAACCUUAAACAAAAUGACAAAACGAAGACUGAUGAAUGUAUAAAUGAAAAUAAAAAUGAAGAUUCUAAUGAAAUUCACGAGUCUUAUGUUGAUGUUAAAGUUGAAUAUUUAGAUAAUCCUGUCAAGUCGAGUAACGAUAAAAAAGAGUACAAAGUAAUUAAACUCCCAAAUGGCCUAACUGCGCUCCUUAUUUCUGAUACUCAUGAUUUGACUGAUAAAGUAGCUGGUGAACAGGAUGCAGCUUCAACAGCUAGCAGUGAUGAAGACGACGAAGAAGGGAGUGAAGAAGGGUCUUCAGAUGACGAAGACGACAAUGAAGAGGAGGGUGAAGAGAUGGAGAUGAGUGAUGAAGAUGAUAAGCAUGCUCACUUGUCUAAGAGAGAAGAAAAAAUGGCUGCAUGCGGAUUGUGCGUAGGAGUUGGAAGCUUCAGCGAUCCCUCUGAAAUACCUGGAAUGGCUCAUUUUCUUGAGCACAUGGUUUUCAUGGGCUCUAAAAAGUACCCUGCUGAAAACGAUUUCGAUUCUUUUAUAAAAAAACGCGGUGGUUCUGAUAACGCAUCUACAGAGCCUGAGUUAACAACAUUUACUUUUGAAAUUGAUGAAAAAUAUCUUUACUCUGCAUUAGAUCGUUUCGCUCAAUUUUUUAUCGCCCCUCUGAUGCUGCGAGAUGCAAUAACUCGGGAACGAGAAGCCAUCGAAAGUGAAUUUCAAAUGGCAUUGCCUUCAGACUCAAAUAGAAAAGAGCAAUUGUUCUGCAGUCUUGCUAAGCCAAGUCAUCCUGCCACUAAAUUUACUUGGGGAAAUCUGGUAACUCUUCGUGACAACAUAACUGAUGACAAUCUAUACAAGCAAUUACAUAAAUUUCGUGAACGUCAUUACAGCGCGCAUCGUAUGACUCUGGCAAUUCAAGCACGUCUGCCUUUAGAUACCCUAGAAGACUACGUAAAAAAAUGUUUUUCCGUAGUACCGACAAAUAGUUUACCUUCAGAAGAUUUUAGUUGUCAUAUAGGUGCCAAUUCUUUUGACACCGCUAGCUUUAGGCGUAUUUACAAAAUUAAACCAGUAAAAGACGUUUGUCAAAUCGAGCUGACAUGGACAAUGCCACCACUUCAUCAUCUUUACAAAGAAAAACCUCAUCAGUACAUCUCUUGGAUCAUCGGGCACGAGGGUAAGGGCUCAUUGAUAAGUUACUUGAGGAAGAAAAUGUGGUGUCUUGAUAUUUACAGCGGCAAUGGAGAGAGUGGGUUUGAACACAGCUCAAUGUACGCUCUUUUCAGUUUGUCUCUAGUCCUUACUGACCAAGGCCACGAACAUUUAAAACAAGUUAUCGAUGCCAUAUUUUCAUACAUCAACAUGGUACGCAAAUUAGGACCGCAAAAGAGAAUAUUUGAUGAGAUUCGUAUGAUUGAAGAUACGAAUUUCCGUUUCACUGACGAAGUGCCUUCGAUUGAAAACGUCGAAAGUUUAUGUGAAAACAUGCAUUACUACAAGUCAACUGAUUAUAUUACUGGAAGUGAACUCUACUUUGAGUAUAAUCCUGAAUCAAUAAGAGCUUGCAUGGAUGUUCUGACUCCUGACAAUGUCAAUAUUAUUAUUUUUGACAAAAAAUUUGACGAUUCAACUUUCGAUAAAGAAGAGCCGUGGUUUAAAACCAAGUACACAGACACGGAAAUUCCAGCUGAUUGGAUAGAGUCUUGGAAAAACAUUGACGCUAUGCCAGAGUUCCAUUUACCCGAGCCAAAUAUUUUCAUAACUGAUGACUUUACUUUGAUUCCCGCCGAAUCAAUCGAAGCGCCGGUUAAAAUUCAUCAAGACACUCUUUGUGAAAUCUGGUACAAACCUGAUGCUAAAUUUCGUUUGCCUGAAUGUCAUAUGAAUUUCCAAUUGAUAUCGCCUAUGAUCGCAUCUUCACCUGAAGGAACUGCUAUGUGUGAUUUGAUGGUAGAAGUACUAAAGCAAUUGCUUGCUGAAGAAUUGUAUGCAGCAGUAGCCGCUGAAUUGAGUUACGAAGUCAAUUCAAGUGAAAAAGGUUUACUGAUAAAAGUCUACGGGUUCAACCAAAAACUUCCGCUACUUCUUGAAACGAUUGUUAAAUAUAUAUCGAAUUUCCCUGAAAUUGUCACGGAGGAUUUAUUCAAAGUGAUGAAAGAACAACAACUAAAAGCUUACUAUAAUACGUUUUUAAAGCCUUCUAAACUAGGAAAAGACGUAAGGUUAUCGAUCAUUAUGUUGAAACAUUGGACGGCUAUGGAUCGACACGCGGCGUGCAGUAAAAUAUCAUUUGAAGAAUUUAAAAACUUUGUUAAAUACUUUACUAAACACAUUUAUAUUCAGUCAUUAAUCCAAGGCAACACGACGUCAGAUGAAAUUAAAAAUAACGUAUUGAAAUGUUUUGAUAUUUUAAAAUGUGGGCCGCUAUUACCAAAUACUUUGCCACGACUACGGACAAUGUCACUGCCCCUUGGAGCACAUUACUGCAGAUUUAAAAAUUUUAAUUCAACGGAUUCAAAUUCUGUUGUUACAAAUUAUUAUCAAUCAGGUUUAGCAUCUAUAAAAUUGUCUGUUACAAUUGAAUUAUUGACGAUGAUAAUGGAAGAGCCUUUAUUCAAUCAAUUAAGAACACAAGAGCAACUUGGAUAUGACGUAUUUUGUCUAUUGCGUGAUACCUAUGGUGUAUUUGGGUACUCGAUCUCAGUUUGUACGCAAGCUGAUAAAUUUAGUGUCAAGCAUGUUGAUGAUCGGAUAGAGGAAUUUUUAAAAUCAUUUUAUGAGAAACUUGAGUCUUUGUCGGAUAAAGAUUUUGAGAAUCAUAAGGAGGGUCUUAUUAAAAUAAAACAGUGUGCUGAUAUUCAUUUGCGAGAAGAGGUGAUUCGUAAUUGGGCAGAGAUUAAAUGCGGGGAGUAUAUGUUCGAUAGACUGACACGAGAAACCAACGAAAUUCGGCAGAUAACUCUCAAAGAUUUGAGAAAUUGGUUCAAAGAUCAUAUUGUCGGAGGAAAUAACUUCCGUAAAUUGUCGAUUCAUGUUGUCGGUACGGAAAAACAACGACAGGAGAGUGAUAAAAAAUUGAGCGACAAUGAAAUUAAUAAAUCUGAAGAGUCAGCAAUUAAACUUAGUGAUGCCAGCUAUGCCUUGCAGUAUUUACAUACAGAUGAGGAUGAAGAUAAUAGGGUGUUUAUAAAAAAUAUUGAAAAAUUUAAAUCUGGAUUAUAUGUCUACCCAGAACGUUACAGCAAUUGACCUUUUAUAAAUAAUAAUUGACGGUUUAAAUAAAUUAAUUUAAAUGUAAAAAAGAAAGGGAUUUAAUAAACAAUUAAUUAAAUUUUA
Microplitis demolitor is the source of this 3561-nucleotide messenger RNA. RefSeq names its product nardilysin. Gene Ontology annotation, biological process: proteolysis. The record is from RefSeq and is a predicted model, not a curated record. Gene Ontology annotation, molecular function: metal ion binding; metalloendopeptidase activity. NCBI's taxonomy places the organism in Eukaryota, Metazoa, Arthropoda, Insecta, Hymenoptera, Braconidae. The transcript has 8 exons. Bases 37 to 3474 code for a protein of 1145 amino acids.